Molecule: messenger RNA, 303 nt
Organism: [Torrubiella] hemipterigena
Lineage: Eukaryota; Fungi; Ascomycota; Sordariomycetes; Hypocreales; Clavicipitaceae
Source: the annotation of a GenBank genome assembly
AUGUCUUUCCACGCUUCCGCUGAAAACAUCCGCGUCGACGACGGCCACAUCCUCCGUGCCAACCUCAACGGCCAGGAUGCUGAGCUCGACCUCAACAGCUGCCUUGGCAACAACAACGGCCGCUUCGAAUGGGGUGGCAGAGACUUUGCUAGCUCUGCUGAGAACAUCACCUUCUCCAUUGAGGGUGGUGCCAACGUUCCCGUCCUCCGUGCCCGCCUCGGCGGCCCUGACGGUCCCCGUGAUGCCGACGUCAACCUUGGCGAGCGCAUCAGCAACGACAACGGCCAGCUUCGCUUCAACUAA